ACCCGUGGUUCCCGGAUGUACAGUACUGCUGCACCUCCCCCCUCCGCUUCUUCUCUCCACCCCUCCGCCACCGCCUGCUUGUCAAACCCGAACCUCCUCCUCCUCCGCUUACUGUCCCCUCCCAGCGGGUCUCCCUCCCUUUGCCACUGCAGUGAAAGCCUCGGUAAAGGAGAGAGAGACGGCGAAGAGAGAGCCUUGAAGCUGGGUGUAAAGACCAGGACGAGACCUCGCAGAGAAACCACCGCCGUAUUUAUUUUUUUUCUAACUUGUAUUUCUCGCCUCAGCUCGGCGGCCCCGCUGACUCCCGCAGUUGUACCUCUUUUCCGCUAAACAUCGCCUGGAUUUCAUCAUCCGACCUGCAAGAUGGGAAAUGAAGCCAGUUACCCCCUGGAGAUGUGCUCGCAUUUCGAUGCUGAUGAGAUUAAGAGGCUAGGGAAGAGGUUUAAGAAACUCGACCUAGAUAACUCUGGCUCACUCAGUGUGGAGGAGUUCAUGUCUCUGCCGGAGCUGCAACAGAACCCGCUGGUGCAGAGGGUUAUCGACAUAUUUGACACGGACGGGAACGGAGAAGUGGACUUUAAAGAGUUUAUUGAGGGAGUCUCACAGUUCAGCGUCAAGGGCGACAAAGAACAGAAGCUUCGAUUCGCUUUCAGGAUCUACGACAUGGACAAGGAUGGCUACAUCUCCAACGGCGAGCUCUUCCAGGUGCUGAAGAUGAUGGUAGGCAACAACCUGAAGGACACGCAGCUCCAGCAGAUCGUGGACAAGACCAUUAUCAAUGCAGACAAGGAUGGAGACGGCAGGAUAUCCUUCGAAGAGUUCUGUGCAGUGGUCGGUGGUCUCGAUAUACACAAAAAGAUGGUGGUGGACGUGUGAGCGCUCUCUGCUUGCUGAAUCCCCCCUUUGUCCUCAACACUCGCUUUCUCCACCAUCUCUGAAGAUCUGCUCAAGACGUCCGGCAAAACGCUCUCUGUGUAACUCUAUGGAAGUAUUCUCUCUAUCUCUCUGUCUCUCUAUCUCUCUCUCUUUCUCUCUCUCUCUCUGUGAAGCCACUUUUUCUUUCAAAAACCACAGGCCUCGUGAAGCCAACUUUGAAGUGUUAUUGAACUGUAAAUCCUCUCAAUAACCCGGUCGUAGCACUUUAAGAGACUGAAGGACAUCUAUUUGUCAUUUGCAAGAGCAUCUCCGGUUUUGGAUGAGGGGGGAGAAAGGGGGGAAAAGAGGGAGCAGUGAAGAGGCUGGUUGGCUUGUUCAUAUUUCAUCCUUUUUUUUUUUUUUUUUUUUUUUUUUUUUUUUUUGUUAAUUGUUAUUUUUGAUAUUUAUUUUUUGUUCUUGUCUUUUAUAAAGAAGAAAAAAUACAAGUAUAUCUAUGGUUGUCUCGUGAGGGGAAGUGUGUAGUGUAUUCAACACUUGACUUGCAGUACAACUAGAAAGUAGGGUAUGAAGUGCCAACCAGAACAUAUCCAGAAACCAGUCCAAGUUAUUACCAGUCAUCAGCGCAGUCAUUCACGCCGGACUAACUGGCUUGCGACACUUCCAGCUGCACGCGCGUGUCACAUUUAGAUGCGAAGCAAAAAUUUCAGAUUUCUUUUUGUUCUCCGUUUUCGCUUACAGUUUGGACAGACCAGUAAAGCUUCCAGUCACUCUUAGCAAAAGCAACUUUUCCUUUUUUGUAAUAGUAUGUAAUAGUUUUAUUUAUACGUAAGAAUGUGUUUAUAUUGUUGGAGAUUAUCCUUGUUUCCUGUCAUGAAACUAUAGGUAGAUACAUUAAUGCCAAGAAAAUGUCUUUCCAAAAAUAAUUUGUGGCUGCAAACUGAUACACGGUUUACUCUCGACGAAGCAUUUCGCAUUUAACAGUGUGCAUCCAUAAGACAAUCUCCAAUGCAACGAACAGCUCUGCACUCACACUCACUAAUGAAGUAUAGUGGAAUCACUAGUAUUUCAAGACUUUUAUUUAAUGUUAGGAACAGAGGCUGAAUAAUGGUGAGAUUAUACACUGAGACUUAUCUGCAGGCAGCGUUUUUGUAACCAGUAUGUGUAUAUUAGGUAAUCAAUGUGUGCUCAUCUUAUUUAACAGCGAGCGGGGACGGCUUGGCCUCUGCUUAACGUGAGCCCUUCUCAAUACGUCUCGGUGCAGCACAGGACGGGUCAGAGCUUUUCUUCAACACUUAAAAUCUUAACACGUUGGCAUGAUCGGUGUGCAAUGGGGUAGACUGUAUAUUGUAGUUUUGUUUUGUUUUUAAACGUGUACAUUUCAAAAGUUGGCUUCUUCUCCCACUUCUUUUUUUUUUCUGUCACAAUCACCUCAUUUUUCUCCCCCCUCCCACCCACUAAUACAAACAGGGAGAAAAAAAAAACAAAUUACCUAAAUUCAACCAAAUUUUAAUUUCCAUGGGAAAAAAUGCUUCCUGCUAUAGAAACAGCAUUGGGAUUUUGUUUUGCUUUGGAGGCCGACUGCUGGUCUGAACAGGAGUUCUCAGUCAGAGAUGUGAAUCUGGAGCGCUCUAUCGUCCCCUAUCCCAAAGCUCUGCACGGCUUGGGCCUCCCUGUGCUUGCAUGACAUGGAAGUAUAUUUUUUUUUUGUUGUGCAUGUAGAUCAAUUUUUUGAAAUAAUCCUCUUGUUUACACAUGGAUGGUGAUGUUAAUAUAUUUAAGAAUUUAAUGGUAUACAAUAUGGAUGUUGCCAAACUUUGGUAAAUGUACACAUAUUAUGAGAGGUAAUCCAAAUGAACUGAACUACAUGUAACUUUUUUGUAUUUUACCCGGGUCAGCGAGAUGCUUCGAUUCCAGUAAAAGUUGCAUAUCUGAUCCUGUCUCAAACUGCCACACACUGUACUCAGCUUAAAGGGGAAAUUUGAUGUUUUUUUUUGUUUUGUUUUUUUCUUUCUUUCUUUUGUAUAUAAGUAUUUGUUAAAUGCAGUUCUGGCUCUCUGUUCUCUGUAUAGUUCAGACCGCGCUUUAGUUUGUAAGUGCUACUUUUUCUCUGAGGGACUUGGGUUCUUUUUAGUUUGUGUGGGGAUAUCUGAAAAGAUUUAAGUUUGAGAACCUUUUUUUUUUUUUCCUUUUUCUGCAUGCUGCAUCUUAUGCUGUGGGACUGUUGGAAACUUGAUACUGUAUGAAAAUUAAAUAAAAUUUAAAUAAACUUUGAAAUGUUGAAAGUAA
Messenger RNA from Mugil cephalus (flathead mullet), 3162 nucleotides. RefSeq names its product calcineurin subunit B type 1-like. The record is from RefSeq and is a predicted model, not a curated record. Gene Ontology annotation, molecular function: calcium-dependent protein serine/threonine phosphatase regulator activity; calcium ion binding. The transcript is spliced from 6 exons. NCBI's taxonomy places the organism in Eukaryota, Metazoa, Chordata, Actinopteri, Mugiliformes, Mugilidae.